AUGAGUGAGAAAGUAAAGACUGCUGAUGUGUGUGUGCAAGUUAUUAAAAAGAGAGGAAAGCCCAAAGAAAUUCAAACCCAAUUGUCAUUCAUGAAAUGUAAUAGCGUAGCAACGCAAUGUGGCGAAGAGAAAGGAAGCUACCAACGCAAGAAAUGUGAUAGAAUUGGGCAAUGGACAUAUGACAAACUUAAAGAGGAAGUCCUUUCAAGCAAGAGAUGUGUAGUAAGACGGUUGUGCGCCCUCAGUGUGAUAUUGCGAUGAAAUUGGUCGAAUGUGAGCAUUGGUUAGAUGGUUGUAAAUGGGAAUGUAGGAAACAGGUAAACACUAACAGGCACAAGGUUGAGUUGUCUAUUAGGAAUGAGAGUUGAUUUGAAGAAAGUAAUUUAACAUUGGAAGAAAUUAUGAAAUUGACAUACUGGUGGUGUAGAGGAGUUGAACAGGAAACAAUGAGGUUUGAGGUCCAUGUUAGCGGGAAUACAGUUGUUAAUUGGGAUAGUUUUUGUAGGGAAAUUUGUGAGGUGAAUUAUUUAGAGUGCAAGGAAAAGGUUGGUGGUUCAGAUAAGAGAGUGGAAAUUGACGAGAGUAAAUUUGGGAAACGAAAAUAUCACAGAGGGAAUAGGGUAGAAGGGCAGUGGGUGUUUGGCAGUAUUGUUUGCAGUUGAUGACAGAAGUGAGGUGAUGCUGUUGCCAAAACCAUAAUAUCGAAGCUCGAGAAACAUGGUUACAAGCAUCUGACUGUUAACCACUCGAAGGAAUUCGUGAAUAAGGAUGGCGAUCACACUAAUAAAAUAUGAUUAUGCAUGUUUUUUUGAGAACGGGGAAUACAGUAUAGUAGUGAUAUUAUGUGUGUUUUUUGAGAACGGGGAAUACAGUGUAGUAGUGAUAUUAUGCGUGUUUUUAUUGAGAAGGAGCAAUAUACUUUAGUAGUGAUCUCUUGCAUGUUGUUUGAGAACGAGGAAUACACUAUAUAGUAGUGAUAUUUUGCAUGUUUUUAUUGGGAAUGAACAAUACACUAUAAUAGUGAAAUUAUGUGUGAUUUUUUGAGAACGAGAAAUACACUAUAAUAGUGAUACUUUGAAUAAAAUGCAUACAACUAAAAUAUAGCUUUGUUGUAAAAACAAAACGAAUAUUAGACUCUGAAGAAUGAGGAAUGCAAUUUGUUUGUGAUUAAAAUUCAUACAAUUGACGUCUUUAUAAUAUAUCUUUAUUAAUUGCUAAAACAAAGUUUAUGUAACAGUGUGGAUUCUGAAGAACGAGGAAUACAAUAUAUUUACAAAAAAAUUUGUUUAAAUAGAUAAAGACCGUACGUCCUUAUAAUAAUUACGUAAUUGUGUUCACUUCGUAUCAUCAUAUCACUAAAAAUAGAUAGCUUGCCCAGUUUUGAUAAAUAACGGGAAUUUAUAAUAAUUACAGUUUUUAAUUUCACUUUGUAUCAUCAUAUAAUGAAAAAAAUACCUUGCCCAGUCCUAAUAAAGAUGUGACUUAUAAUAAUGACGUCAUUAUUUUCACUUUGUAUCAUUGUAUCACUGAAAAAUCUACCUUGCCUACUCUUUUUAUAAUAACACGCCACUUAAAUGAUUAUAUAAUUACUUUUAAUAAAUAACGUAAAUUUAUAAUAAUUACGUUUUUUAAUUUCACUUCGUAUCACGGAAAAAAUACCUUGCCCAGACCUAAUAUUAAAGACGCGACUUAUAAUAAUGACGUCAUUAUUUUCACUUUGUAUCAUUGUAUCACGAAAACAAAAUAGUUACAAAAGUGGACAGGUAUUCUAUAAUCUAGGCUUGACAUGUUUGGGUUAGUAUUUUGAAAAGAUGUUUUGGAAGAAAAAUAUGUCUUGAACAAUACUGGUUGACCCUUAAAUUAUAACUAGUGUCAUGUAAAUCACAGAAAAUUGAAAAAAAUCUGUUCCAUACACAAUAUUCCGGAUUCUACAAGGUCCCGAAUGGGGCUUAUUUCAAUGUUGAAUCUGCUUACCUGGAAAAACUUGAAUAAGUCAAGAAUUUGACUAUGCUCAUCAUCCAAAACCAGGUUUUUCUAAUUGCUUUUUCACCUGGGUUUGUGGCAGUACCAGUUAGGCGACCAUGAAAAAUGUGUGUGGCACUUUUUUUGGACACUGAAGAUCCCAGGUAAAAUCUUAUUAAGAUUCUUGGUAAGUUUCUUACUAAGAUCUUAUCCUUAUUCUUUGUUAAGAAUCUUACAAGAUCCUUACAAAUCUUGGUCAAGAAUCUUUCAAGAUCGUACAAGAUCUUGCAAGAAUCUUAGAAACAACUUACAAGAUCUUGAGUAUCUUUCAACAAGAGCUUGAGUCAAGAAUUUACAAGAUCGUACAAGAUCUUGCAUGAAUCUUAAGUAAAAACUUGCAAGAUCUUGAGCAUCGUAUAAGAUCUUGAGUCAAGAAUCUGUGAAAAUCGUACAAGAUCUUGCAUGAAUCUUAAGUAGAAACCUACAAUAUCUUGAGGAUCUUAUAAGAUCUGGCGUGAUCUUGAGUCAAGAAUCGUAAAAAGAUCUUGCAAGAAUCUAAAGAAAGAACUUACAAGAUGUUAUGAAUACGUUUUUUUUUUCAGAUUCUUGUUCCAUUUCUUAUCAAUAUCCCAUCUGAAUGGUCAGAAAAUGUGACACCUUCGUUUUUAACUGAUGAAGAUUUUAAAUUACUAAAUUAA
Paramuricea clavata is the source of this 2660-nucleotide messenger RNA. NCBI's taxonomy places the organism in Eukaryota, Metazoa, Cnidaria, Anthozoa, Malacalcyonacea, Plexauridae. The record is from the annotation of a GenBank genome assembly.